AGGGUUUAGUUUCAGUGACAGUACUUUUGAGUUUUGACGCACUCUCCAGUGUUCAGAACAAGCUUCUGUUUUGAGGAAGACACCACAUUAGCGUCGAAGCGUCGAAGAUGGAGGAACACGAGAAUGGCGCCAACGCGAGCGAGGAGGAACAGUUGAUAGGCCCGGGCCCGGCCCCACGGGCUCGGCCCAAGCGACCCCUUCAGUUCGAGCAGGCCUACCUCGACGCUUUGCCCUCCGCCAACAUGUACGAGAAAAGUUAUAUGCACCGAGAUGUGGUUACGCAUGUCGCUGUUUCACCUGCGGAAUUUUUCAUCACUGGAAGUGCCGAUGGGCAUUUGAAGUUUUGGAAGAAAAGGCCUGUUGGUAUUGAAUUUGCCAAACACUUUAGAUCACAUCUUGGUCCAAUUGAAGGCCUAGCUGUUAGUAUUGAUGGUCUGCUUUGCUGUACAAUAUCAAAUGAUCGCUCUGUGAAAAUAUAUGACGUAGUCAACUUUGACAUGAUGGUCAUGAUUCGCUUGCCAUAUACCCCCGGUGCUAUUGAAUGGGUUUACAAACAAGGGGAUGUCAAAGCUAAGCUUGCCAUUAGUGAUAGGAACUCGUCUUUUGUGCACAUAUAUGAUGCACGAGCUGGUACAAAUGAUCCUAUCAUCUCCAAAGAGAUACAUAUGGGUCCUAUUAAAGUUAUGAAGUACAAUUCUAUAUGUGAUUCUGUACUUUCGGCAGAUGCAAAAGGGAUAAUUGAAUACUGGAGCCCUGAUACACUUCAGUUCCCAGAGGAUGAGGUCAAUUUUAAACUGAAAAGUGAUACUAACCUCUUUGAAAUUGCAAAAUGCAAGACUUCUGUAUCGGGUAUUGAGGUCAGUCCAGACGGUAAACAAUUUUGCAUUACAUCACCUGACCGUAGGAUACGUGUAUUUUGGUUCAGAACAGGUAAACUAAGGCGAGUUUAUGACGAAUCCCUGGAGGUUGCUCAAGACCUCCAAAGAAGUGAUGCUCCAUUAUAUCGGUUGGAAGCCAUUGAUUUUGGUCGAAGAAUGGCUGUUGAGAAGGAAAUAGAAAAGACAGAAAGUGCACCACUUCCAAAUGCAGUUUUUGAUGAAAGUUCCAAUUUUCUUAUAUAUGCAACCUUGCUUGGGAUUAAAAUUGUUAAUUUGUGCAGUUUGAGGCACGAUAGGCCUUUCACAGUAUCAAUGGCAAAUGCGGGCCCAAAUACAAAUGGUUCUCAGUUCUUUAUCACCACAGUGGCUACUCCAUGGUUGGACAACAAGCACACUGUAUUUGGUAGAGUUGCGAAGGGAAUGGAUGUUGUACAGGCUAUAGAAAAAGUGAAGACAGACAAGACAGAUAAGCCAUAUCAAGAUGUUAAAAUUCUAAAUGUUACUGUACCAAAGUCUUGAAGGUCCUUUCCUUGUAUGACUGAUGGUGUCAGUCAUCUAUUCUGGUGCUGAAGAAAUUUUAACGGCAUAAUUUCAAGUUUCUUCCUUUAGCUCCACAGGUUUCUUAUCAAGUGAGGCAAUUAUAUGGCCAUUGUAUUUCAUUAACACACUUGCUUCACUGGUUUCCUCUGACUUACGGCUAAAGCUUUAACUUGAGGCUGUCUUCUGUGUUCUGCUUUGCCAGUGUGAUGCGCUUUGCAUGCCAAAGGAAUGCAGUUAGGCAAUAUCACUUCUUAACGUGUACUUUUUUUUGAUACUAUACCUGAUGUACGAUACGAUAUAUAUUCCUUGUUAUUGCUAUGUUUAAAUGUGGUAUAAAUUAUUUUGCUGAGAA
Cajanus cajan (pigeon pea) is the source of this 1770-nucleotide messenger RNA. The record is from RefSeq and is a predicted model, not a curated record. Lineage: Eukaryota; Viridiplantae; Streptophyta; Magnoliopsida; Fabales; Fabaceae.